This is a messenger RNA of Caenorhabditis sp. 36 PRJEB53466, 3706 nucleotides long. NCBI's taxonomy places the organism in Eukaryota, Metazoa, Nematoda, Chromadorea, Rhabditida, Rhabditidae. The record is from the annotation of a GenBank genome assembly.
AUGGACUGUGACAUUGCCUCUUAUCAUGUGGAAUCAUUCGAUUUUCUUGUCACUUCGGGUUGCCAGUAUGCCGCACAAGCUAUUCCUGCCGAAAAAUUCCGGUUGAAAAACGGAGACGCCGUCACGAUGAAGUUCACUUCUGCUCAGCUCCACAAGCCAACUCUCGACAGUGGAGUAAGCGAAAGUUUAAGAAGACAGCGUCGACGAUUACUAUUUUGCAGGCAAACCUAACAAGUGACACACUUCCAAUGUUUCCGGCCGAAUGCCGACAACGUGGAUUGACUUACGCCGGAAAUCUGAAAGUAGGAAUCGAUGUGCAUGUGAAUGGGAGUCGAUUGGAUAUCAUCGAGACGAUUCUCGGAAAAGUAUCUGAAUGAAAACUGAAAAUAUUGAUUUAAAGUGAGUUCAGGUGCCAAUUAUGCUCCGCUCGGAAGGAUGUCAUUUGCGUGGAAUGUCCAGAAAAGAAUUAGUGGCUGCGGGCGAAGAACCGAUUGAGAAAGGAGGAUAUUUUAUUGUAAAUGGAUCCGAAAAGGUCAUCAGAUUGUUGAUUGCCAACCGGAGAAACUUUCCGAUCGCCAUCAUCCGAAAGACGUUCAAAGAGAAGGGAAAACUGUUCUCGGAGUUCGGAGUUAUGAUGAGAAGUGUGAAAGAGAACCACACGGCCGUGAUGAUGACUCUCCACUAUCUGGACACGGGAACCAUGCAGCUGGCUCUCCAGUUCCGUCGCGAGAUCUUCUACGUCCCUCUCAUGUACAUCGUGAAGGCUUUGACUGACAAAAACGAUGCCGUCAUCUCCGCUGAGUUCAAAAGAGGCCGAAAGGGCGAUCAAUUCUUCGCUUCCUGUAUUCUCAACAUGUUGGCACAGUGUCAAGAAGAAGGAAUUCUACACCAAGAGGCUGCAAUUCGGGCCAUCGGAUCCCGCUUCCGUGUUGCAGUUUCGGAUAGAGUUGCUCCAUGGGAAGAUGACCUCGAAGCAGGAAGAUUCAUUAUUCGGGAGUGCGUGCUUGUCCAUCUGGAGAACGACGAGGAGAAGUUCUACACUCUGGCCUAUAUGACUCAGAAAUUAAUCGCCCUGGUAAAAGGAGAAUGUGCUCCCGAGACUCCGGAUAACCCACAGUUUCAAGAGGCCUCCAUCUCCGGACACAUCAUGCUGCUGAUCCUUCGUGAACGAAUGGAAAAUAUCAUCGGAAUGGUCCGUCGAAAAUUGGAGUUUAUGUCGUCAAGAAAGGAUUUCAUUCUAACAUCGUAAGGGAACCCUAUACAGUGUCGUUCAAUCAGUAUUAUUUUCAGAGCUUCGAUUCUGAAAGCACUGGGAAACCACUCUGGAGGAGAGGUCACUCGUGGAAUGGCCUACUUCUUGGCCACAGGAAACUUGGUCACUCGUGUCGGAUUGGCUUUACAGCAAGAGUCCGGCUUCUCGGUUAUCGCCGAAAGAAUCAAUCAACUCCGAUUCGUCUCCCACUUCCGAGCUAUCCAUAGAGGAGCCUUCUUCAUGGAAAUGCGAACCACCGAUGUCCGCAAACUCCGCCCAGAAGCGUGGGGUUUCAUUUGCCCCGUCCACACUCCUGACGGUGCUCCGUGCGGUCUUCUGAAUCACGUAACUGCUUCUUGCCGCAUUGUCACUCAUCUCACCGACAAUUCUAACGUGCCCGCGAUGCUCGCCGAACUCGGAAUGUACACACACAAGACGGUUUCUCUGGCUCCGCCCAAUGAAGAGCUGUAUCCAGUCUUGAUGGACGGAAGAUUCAUCGGAUAUGUACCAAUCGCAAAAGCUGCUUCGAUCGAAAGAUAUCUGAGAUGCGCCAAAGUGGCCAAGGAUGCCAGAAUUCCGUACACUUCGGAAGUGGCCCUCGUCCGCAGGUCCACUGACAUCAAGAACAUCCAAACGCAGUACCCGGGAGUCUACAUUCUCAGCGAUCCGGGUCGUCUGAUCCGUCCCGUCCGGAACUUGGCCAUGGACGCCGUCGAACACGUUGGAACGUUCGAGCAGGUGUAUCUGUCGAUUGUUCUGGAUCCAGAAGAGGCCGAACCGGGAAUUACGAUGCAUCAGGAACUUCACCCGUCUUGUCUCUUCUCCUUUGCCGGAAAUCUCAUUCCGUUCCCGGAUCACAAUCAAUCUCCCCGGUAUCCAAUACCUUUUUAUUUUUUUGAAACGCAGCUUUUUUCAGCAACGUGUACCAAUGUCAGAUGGGUAAACAGACGAUGGGAACGGCCGUCCAUGCGUGGCACGCAAGAGCAGAUAACAAAAUGUACAGACUGCAGUUUCCGCAGCAGCCACUGCUCAAAUUGGAAGCCUACGAGAAGUAUCAAAUGGACGAGUACCCGCUCGGAACGAAUGCUUGUGUGGCUGUCAUUUCCUACACGGGAUACGACAUGGAAGACGCGAUGACCAUCAACAAAGCAUCCUAUCAACGUGGAUUCGCGCACGGAACAGUCAUCAAAGUGGAAAGAAUCAAUCUGGUGACCGACAGAGAACGGAAAACGAUUUUCCAUAAAAAUUCUCGAGAGGAAAUCAAGACGGUCGGAGCGGACGGUCUGCCGAUUCCUGGACGACGAUACUUCUUGGAUGAGGUCUAUUACGUCACCUACAACAUGGAAACCGGCGACUACAAAACGCACAAGUUUCACUAUGCGGAGCCGGCCUAUUGUGGUCUCGUGAGAAUUGUCCAGCAGGGAGAAGGGGAUUCUGGAGCGAAACACGCGCUCAUUCAGUGGAGAAUCGAAAGAAAUCCCAUUAUUGGUGAUAAAUUCGCUUCUCGACACGGACAAAAGGGAAUCAACUCGUUCCUGUGGCCCGUUGAGUCACUGCCCUUCUCGGAAACCGGAAUGGUUCCGGACAUUAUCUUCAAUCCUCACGGAUUCCCAUCUCGAAUGACAAUCGGAAUGAUGAUCGAAAGUAUGGCUGGAAAGGCGGCUGCCACGCACGGAGAGAACUACGAUGCGUCGCCGUUCGUUUUCAAGUGAGUUUGGAAAAGAAGGCACCUGUGGAAACAAUUUUUCAGUGAGAAGAACACGGCGAUCAAUCACUUCGGAGAAUUGCUCACUAAAGCAGGAUACAACUACUACGGCAAUGAAACGUUCUAUUCGGGAGUGGACGGACGCCAGAUGGAGGUCCGUUUGUUUUUUUUUCUCGAAAACCGUUUGAAUACGCUCUCCGUUCAGAUGCAAAUCUUCUUCGGAAUUGUCUAUUACCAGCGCCUUCGUCACAUGAUUGCUGAUAAAUUCCAAGUGCGAGCUACUGGUCCUAUCGAUCCAAUCACUCAUCAACCAGUGAAAGGACGCAAGAAGGGAGGAGGUAUUCGAUUCGGAGAAAUGGAAAGAGACGCCAUCAUUGCUCACGGAACGUCGUUUGUUCUCCAGGUAACCUCACUUCCAACUGUUUUCUUGUCGAGCUUCCCAUUUCUUCCAGGAUCGUCUGUUGAACUGUUCCGAUCGUGAUGUGGCAUACGCGUGUAGAAGGUGCGGUUCUCUGCUCUCUGUGCUCAUGUCCAGCAGACCAGGAGCCCAUUUGCUUAAGAAAAAACGGAAAGACGACGAACCGAUCGACUACACGGAAACGCAGAGAUGUCGGACGUGUAUGCAAGACGAUCAGGUCUUCCUUCUCCAAGUGCCACGUGUCUUCCGGUAUCUGACCGCCGAAUUGGCGGCGAUGAACGUGAAGAUCAAGCUAGGAAUCGAGCAUCCGUCGAAGAUCACCGGAAGCUGA